AUGCCGGAUAAAGUGGAAACUACCUUAAUGCUCAUAGCAGCUGGAGAGUUUUCAAUGGGGAUUUUAGGGAAUGCAUUCAUUGGAUUGGUAAACUGCAUGGGCUGGAUCAAAAAUAGGAAGAUCACCUCCAUUGAUUUAAUCCUCACAAGUCUGGCCAUAUCCAGAAUUUGUCUAUUAUGUAUAAUACUAUUAGAUUGUUUCAUAUUGGUGCUGUAUCCAGAUGUGUAUACUGCCGGUAAACAAAUGAGAAUCAUUGACUUCUUCUGGACACUAACCAACCAUUUAAGUGUCUGGUUUGCCACCUGCCUCAGCAUUUUCUAUUUCCUCAAGAUUGCAAACUUUUACCAUCCCCUUUUCCUCUGGAUGAAGUGGAGAAUUGACAGCAUGAUUCCUAGGAUCCUGCUGGGGUGCUUGGCCCUCUCUGCGUUUAUUAGCCUUGUUGUGACUGAGAAUUUGAAUGAUGAUUUCAGGUAUUGUGUUAAGACAAAGAGGAAAGCAAAUGUAACUGUGAGAUGCAGAGUAAAUAAAGCUCAGUAUGCUUCCAUCAAGAUUUGCCUCAACCUGUUAACGUUCCUCCCUUUUUCUGCAUCCCUGAUCUCAUUUCUCCUCUUGAUCCUCUCCCUCUGGAGACAUAACAGGCAGAUGAAGGUCAGUGCCACCCGGUGCAGAGACUUCAACAUAGAAGCCCACGUGGGAGCCAUGAAAGCUGUCAUCUCCUUUCUCCUCCUUUUCAUUGCCUACUAUUUGGCCUUUCUCGUAGCUACCUCUAGCUACUUUAUGCCAGAGACUGAAUUAGCAGUGAUCAUUGGUGAGUUAAUAGCUCUAAUCUAUCCCUCAAGCCAUUCAUUUAUCCUAAUUCUGGGGAGCAAAAAACUAAGACAGACAUCACUAACAGUGCUAUGGAAAGUAGAGUAUAUUCUAAACAGAAGAAAUUUCUAA
This is a messenger RNA of Neogale vison (American mink), 939 nucleotides long. It is a transcript of the gene TAS2R7, whose product is annotated as taste 2 receptor member 7. Gene Ontology annotation, cellular component: membrane. Gene Ontology annotation, molecular function: bitter taste receptor activity; G protein-coupled receptor activity. Gene Ontology annotation, biological process: G protein-coupled receptor signaling pathway; sensory perception of taste; detection of chemical stimulus involved in sensory perception of bitter taste. NCBI's taxonomy places the organism in Eukaryota, Metazoa, Chordata, Mammalia, Carnivora, Mustelidae. The transcript has a single exon. The coding region runs from base 1 to 939 and encodes 312 amino acids. The record is from RefSeq and is a predicted model, not a curated record.